AUGGCUAUAUCAUUUCAAGCCAAGAACCCUCUAAGACAACCCAUCACCAACAUUUCAAGAAGCUACGGUCCGUCCCGUGUGAUCACAUGCUCUGUUACUACCACCAACGUCCCUCAGCCUAAUCGUGAGAAGCUUGUGGUUGAGCAACGUCUCGUGCACCCUAUUCUGUCUAAGAACAAUGACCCGACUCUAGAAUCGACAUGGAGCCACCGGUUAUGGGUUGCGGCAGGCUGCACAACUGUGUUUGGCUCUAUUACUAAAUCUAUCAUUGGAGGGUUUGGUUCUAACCUCUGGCUUGAACCAGCUUUAGCUUGUUAUGCAGGGUACGUCUUAGCUGAUCUAGGAUCUGGUUUUUACCACUGGGGCAUUGAUAACUACGGUGAUGAGUCAACACCUAUAGUAGGAACCCAACUCGAAGCAUCUCAGGGUCACCACAAGUGGCCUUGGACAAUCACCAGAAGACAUUUUGCAAACAACUCACACACUAUAGCUCGAGCUAUAACAUUUACAGUUCUCCCAUUAAACAUUGCAUUCAACAACCAUGUGUUUCAUAGCUUUGUGAGUACAUUUGCAUUUUGCAUACUCUUUAGCCAACAGUUCCAUGCUUGGGCUCAUGGAACCAAGAGCAAGCUCCCACCUCUUGUGGUGGCAUUACAAGACAUGGGGAUGCUUGUUUCGCGGAAAGAUCACGUGGGACAUCACCGAGCACCGUAUAACAGCAACUACUGCGUAGUGAGUGGAGCAUGGAACAAGGUCUUGGAUGACAAUAAGAUCUUUGUGGCAUUGGAGUUGGUGUUGUAUAUGCAUUUCGGGGUGAGACCAAGGUCAUGGAAUGAGCCAAACUCUGACUGGACAGAAGAAACAGAGAUGUCCAAUAACCAAGCAUGACUCAAUCUAUUAACAAAUAUUUAAAGAAUGUGCUGAAAAAUUUUAGUCUCGUAGUUUAUAUGUAAUGA
Molecule: messenger RNA, 956 nt
Organism: Capsella rubella
Lineage: Eukaryota; Viridiplantae; Streptophyta; Magnoliopsida; Brassicales; Brassicaceae
Product: fatty acid desaturase 4-like 1, chloroplastic
Exons: 1
Coding region: 1-888 (295 amino acids)
Source: RefSeq, a predicted model, not a curated record